Messenger RNA from Gallus gallus (chicken), 5670 nucleotides. RefSeq names its product GATA zinc finger domain containing 2A (gene GATAD2A). The coding region runs from base 856 to 2655 and encodes 599 amino acids. The record is from RefSeq and is a predicted model, not a curated record. Gene Ontology annotation, molecular function: sequence-specific DNA binding. Lineage: Eukaryota; Metazoa; Chordata; Aves; Galliformes; Phasianidae. Gene Ontology annotation, cellular component: NuRD complex. Gene Ontology annotation, biological process: negative regulation of transcription by RNA polymerase II. The transcript is spliced from 12 exons.
GGGGGAGAGCCGGCGGGGAGCGGCGGGACGCGGCGCGGCUGUAAGUGCCCGAGCGAAAAGUUCUCGUCGGGCGCAUUGUCUGCGGGAGGAGCGGCGGGGGGCGGGCCGGGCCGGGGGCGGCGCGGGGUCCCGCAGCGCUCAGCCCGAGCGCGGGGCUCCGCCGCCCCGGGGUACGGCUUUGUUCGGCGUUCGGAGGGCGGCCCGCGGCGCGGCGGCUUCGCAAAGUUGGUGCGGGCUUUCCGCCGUGCCCGCUUCCUCCUCCUCGGGGCUGGCAGCGCCCCGGCCCCGCACGGGGCCCUCGCCGGGGUGGGGGUGGUGCGAGCGGCCGCUCCGGGCAGCCCCCGCCGUGGCACCGGGGCUGGCGGGCGGCCAGGAGGGCCGUGUCACAAUAAGAGUCCCCGUCCCCCUCCACCCCCCCACCCCACCCCCCCCCCCGCUCAAGGUGCGCCGGGGCCGCGCUGCCCGGAGGGGCGCUCCGCUGCCGCCUGCCGGGAACGUCGGGGCACCGCGGGGUGCGGGCCGGGCGGGGGAUCGGCCGGGAGCUGCUCCGGCGCCGGGCGGUGCGGGGACGGCGGGGCGGCCCGGGGCGGUGGCACAGCCCGGUGUGUGCUGCGCUGCGUGACUGCGAGGGGAGAGCCCCGGCCCUGCUCCAGUGGGCACAGCCUGAAGCUGCGCAGUAUCGCGCGGCGUUCCCGAUCUCACGGCCCCGAAGUUGGGAUGUGCGCUCCUGCUGCCCCGCGGCAUCUGCUUGCGGCUGUAUCUCGGAUGUCUGACCUGCACUGCGGUCACUUUCAGCCCCUGGGUGCAGACAGGACCCCCCGCGGGACCCAUGAACCUCACUGACAGAGCCUCACAAUGACAGAGGAAGCAUGCAGGACACGAAGUCAGAAACGAGCCUUAGAACGUGAGGUACCGCAUAACGAUGUGGACAGCAAGAAACUAAAGAUGGAGAAAGGACUGUUAGGAACUGAAAUAAGUGCCGAAGGAGACAUGAAAAUAAAAACGGACCCCGGAGCUGGAAAAGUGCAAGGACUGUUAAAAAGCGGAGAGGUGAAAGCAACCAUUAAAGUGGAGGUUCAGACGGGAGACGAGCCCGUGGACAUGAGUACUUCCAAAAGUGAAAUAAAGAGAGAGAAGCGAGUCCCCUCCCCGGACGUCAUAGUGCUGUCAGACAAUGAACCUUCUAGCCCUAGAAUGAAUGGUUUAACAAAAAUAGCAUUAAAAGAGACCAACACAGAGGCACUCAUGAAAAGCAGUCCUGAGGAGCGUGAGAGGAUGAUCAAACAGCUGAAGGAAGAGCUGCGGUUAGAGGAAGCAAAGCUGGUCCUAUUGAAGAAGUUACGGCAGAGUCAAAUCCAGAAGGAGACCACUGCUCAGAAGCCUGCCUGUUCCUCUGGGAGUGCUGUGGCCACCCCUCCGCCCUUGGUGCGGGGCACGCAGAGUGUUCCUGCUGGCAAGCCGUCCCUGCAGACCUCUUCUACACGUAUACCGGGCACUGUUAUUCCUCCUCCAUUGGUUCGUGGUGGGCAGCAGACCUCUGCAAAAUUAGGAACCCAGCAAAACACACAGAUAGUCAUGCCACCCCUUGUCAGAGGAGCACAGCAAAUCCACAACAUCCGACAGCACUCCAGCACGGGGCCACCUCCACUGCUGCUGGCGCCGCGGGCAUCGGUCCCCAGCGUGCAAAUUCAGGGGCAGAGAAUUAUCCAGCAGGGCCUGAUCCGGGUGGCCAACGUCCCCAAUACCAGCCUGAUAGUCAACAUCCCGCAGGCCUCUCCAACUUCAAUCAAGGGUACAACGGUGACGUCGGCUCAGGCGAAUGCGACCACCACCAGUGCUGCUUCCAUCGUCAACUCCAACGAGUCGCCCGCCAGCCGGCAAGCUGCAGCCAAGCUGGCGCUGCGGAAGCAGCUGGAGAAGACACUGCUGGAGAUCCCUCCUCCGAAGCCUCCUGCUCCAGAGAUGAACUUCCUGCCCAGCGCAGCUAAUAACGAAUUCAUUUACCUGGUUGGAUUGGAAGAAGUGGUGCAGAAUUUGCUGGAAACUCAAGGUAAAGUUUCCAUCCCCGUUUCAUCUCGCGAGCCCUAUAUGUGCGCUCAGUGUAAGACUGACUUCACCUGCCGCUGGAGGGAGGAGAAGAAUGGAACCAUCAUGUGUGAAACCUGUAUGACAUCCAAUCAGAAGAAGGCCUUGAAAGCAGAGCACACUAACAGGCUGAAGGCUGCCUUCGUCAAAGCUCUGCAGCAGGAGCAGGAGAUCGAGCAGAGGAUACUGCAACAGACUGCAUCUCCCGUACAGAGCAAGUCAGACCCCAUCGUGCAGCACCACUCGCUCAAGCAGACUUCUAGCCAGAUGUCUCGAGGCUCUGGAGCCCCGCGGGGAGUGUUGCAUGCAUUUAGCCAGUCACCCAAGUUGCAGAAUGCAUCGUCUGCAGCAGCACUUGGGAGUAGGCCAGGUAAGCAUGCUGAGAGACCUGUCAGCAAGGGCAGCGCUGCCGCCUGGAAGAAGACUCCCAUCAAUACAGGUGGGGCUCUCCCCUUUGUGAACCCUAGUUUAGCUGUGCACAAGUCCUCCUCGGCAGUAGACCGCCAGCGCGAGUAUCUCCUGGAUAUGAUCCCCCCACGGUCCAUCCCACAGUCUGCCACGUGGAAAUAAUGCAGAGGAACGCCCGAGAGGAAGACUUUCCUGUUUCUGCCAUCCUUUUUAUACCACACAACAGUGGAAUCUGCUUUAAUCCCAGCUGGAUACGCCCCAGGCUUUAUAGGAUGCAAGAAGACCACUCCUCAUCCCAUCGAGUGCUGCUGUCCCUGCUAUGAGAAAUGACGCCGUGUGGGUGGGAAAGACUCGAGCUCGUUUGGUUAUCAGAUUCUUGUGAUUGACUGAUGAUGAAGGCUGUCGGGGAAGGGGAAGAAUUCUUAUUUUUUGGGCUUUAUAUAUUUAGUUUGGAUUUCCUUUGUCACCAGCACAAGAGGAGGACUGAGUGACUCUCUGCCUUCGGUUUCUGUGUUAUAACUGCACCGGUGAUGGUUCACCACGGAGCACGGAUGGCAGCCUGGGGAGAGCAGCUUCCACCGGUCCUGCAGACACAUUUAGUGAGCCGAGUUCAUGUUUGCUUUUCUUCCCUGCCCCUCCUCAGCCAGGAAGGCAGUUUACAGAUGAUAAUGUUCCAAAAUCCGCUGAUGAUGAGCUAAUGAUAAAUAAGCGCAAACUGAAAUUCCACUUGAGUCUGUUGUUUUCUAAGGGACUGGCUGCCACCAAAACUUGCCUGGUGGGUGGGACCCAGUGCAGGAGCCUCUCACUUCUGUUGGAUUCUGUUUUGAAUAGACUUUGAACUGUUGGUAGUCUAAGAAUCUAAUUUACUGCAUAGACAAACACCUUUGUUCGACCUUUCUAAUUCAGCGAAGAGCAGUUGGGCCUUUCAUACGUUCCCAGAGGACUUAAUGAGCAAAACUGUUUGGGAUUCAUUUCUUUUUUCUUUCUUUUUUUUUUUUUUUUUGGAGGUUUAUUGUUGUUUUUGAGCAGUUUUACUCCAAAUCCAGGAGCUGCAGAAGCUGCGCGCAGUCAGAAGGGCGAGCAGAGGGAGCAGACGAGGGGGGCAUGGUUGGGGUCAACACUGUGCCCACCACUCCCCCCUUCCAGGCCCGCUCCCCGGCCACUGCAGUAUUGCAUUUUGAUAGAGCUUUAGGUAACCCUGCUUUAAGGACAGGUUUCUACGUGGUUUUAAUAUAUUUUGGGGAUUCCACAGGUUUCAGCCCAGGUCCCUCAGGUCCGGUUUGUCUCCUCGUCAUCUUCUCUCCUUCUUCCCUGUGCUUCUCCCAAAUUCACGUCCCAAUUCGAGUGGCAGAAAGACAUGCCUUACUACUUACGUUGCAUAUCAGUGCUAGAAGUAGUGCUGAUGAGAAUUAUUUGCAAAAUUAUAUAUAUAUCUAUAUAUCUAUAUAUAAAAGAAAAGGGGGGAGGGGGGGUACUACUCAGCCUCUACGCUGAAUCUUAUUUUCUUAGCAGCUGCUGUUAGAUCUAACUCUGAAGCAGUCACUGUGUGGGGCCGCCCCCCCCCAGGUCUAACUAUUGCAUAGUGGGAAAGAGAACUCGUCCAUUUUAGCCCCUGUUCUGUUGUGUGAAUAUCAAUAUUUAGAUACUUUGGAAGCUGUUGGGUAGCCUAGAGAGCCUAGUUUUGCAAAAUGGUCUUUGUUGCUGUAUGAAGCCCUAGGAUUUCCAUUGGACUUUGGGUUUUUUUUCUCCUCCGUUUGUGUUACAAAUGUAUAUUAAGAGCGAACUGGGCACGAGAGGAAUUAAUUGUGUUGGGUUCAUUUUUCUUUUCAUUCCGGGGUAUUUUGGAUGGGGAGAUGUGGAGAGAGAGAGAGAGAGAGAGAGAAAUGGAGUGCAUUUUAUUUUUGCACUUUGAAAUAUUACAGAGUUGUUUCAGUUCUUUACACGUGUGGAGUUUUCUUGUAUUGUUUUUCUUUUCUCUCUUCUGACCAAUGCCUGCUUUAUCACCAAAACACGUCCAGAUCUGAUACCUGACCUGGGGAUGGGGAGAGCGUUGGUCCAAAAAGAAGCAGCAAAGCUUCUCUCAAUUGGAAAUGCAGAUGCUUUGGGAGGGUGGGAGGGGGGGGGGGGGGCGGAGUGAUGUCUGCCUUCUGUGUCAGAGCUGGGAAAGGGGGAAUGGAAAAGAGGGGCAGAAGUAUGAAAAGCACCCGGGUUCAAAGCGAUGUCAGCGCCCGUUUGGGUGCCGCCGGUUGGGCGCAGCAGCUCACGCUGUGGGGUUUCAGCACAGCCCAUAGGGGAGACGUGGCACUAAGCCCAGUGUGAUGGGAGAGCUCAGAACUGGAAGCAGGAAGCACGUAGCAUCUUGCAGACGCUGCUCCCCCGUGGUGCUGGACCACAGUGAGCUUUCACUUGGUGAAUCAGAGGGCCCCGUGAGCCGUAUCCAUUGGGGCAGCGUUGUUCCAGGGGGUUUGUAGCCAACAGAUCCAGCCCAGCCAUCACUGCUGGCAUCCAGACCCGCUCUGACAUCGUUUUUAAUCCGUGGUUCUUGGAGCGCUGCAGGUAACUUCCGUAUUUAUUGCAUGUGUCACUGCAGAGCCCUGGGUGGGUGCUGCAGCAGAACACGAGCGCUGCGCCCUGCUGCACGGCCGGAGCUGCGUGCUCUGCUCAGCACUGCAGGGUGGGUACCGCACUGCGGGUCGGGCAUCUCCUCCUCCCCCUCCUCAUCGCCCUGCCGGAAGAAGGGGGGAAAAAAGGAAAAAGCAGAAAAGCUCAAUUGGAUGGGAUGUCCCAAUAGUGGUGUUACGAGGUGGCGGUGCUGGGGGAGCGGCGGAGGCGGCGGCUGAGGAGCUCUGCAGAACAAACCUCUGCUCCUUCGUGCUGCCACGCGCUCGGAUUCCCACCCCCGAAGGGCUCCCGGCCCCACAGAACUGUGGGGUGAGCUCUGAACAAAGACCGACCGCCGCUUGGCUGCACAGUGCUGCAUGAGCUGGGGACGGUGCUGCAGGCUUCCACCUCUCCUGGGGAGAGGCUCAGAGCAGCGUUGGUUCUCGCAAGCCAUAUAACCUUUCUUGGAGACGUUGCAACGACGAGAUUUUAUAACACGGUAAUAAUGACAAUGACUUAUUGUACUUAGAUUUUAGCAACUUGUGAAAUAAACCCCUGAUUUUCAUUUGAAACCAG